This is a messenger RNA of Aspergillus thermomutatus, 870 nucleotides long. RefSeq names its product RTA1 domain-containing protein. The record is from RefSeq and is a predicted model, not a curated record. The coding region runs from base 1 to 870 and encodes 289 amino acids. The transcript is spliced from 3 exons. Lineage: Eukaryota; Fungi; Ascomycota; Eurotiomycetes; Eurotiales; Aspergillaceae. Gene Ontology annotation, cellular component: membrane.
AUGGCAGACAACGACGGCUAUGUCUACAAACUAUACCGCUAUGUUCCUUCAAUCCCGGCUGCUGCGAUCAUGGCAGCGGUCUUUGGCCUACUGGCGAUGGCGUAUCUCUAUCGCAUUAUCAGACACAAGGCAUACUUCUUUGUCCCUUUCCUCAUCGGUCUUCUCUUUGAAGCAGCAGGUUACAUUGCUCGGAUCUUCUCCCACUUUGAUACCACCGCCCUGGGCCCAUAUAUCGUCCAGACCAUGUUGAUCCUCGUCGCUCCCCCAUUGUUCGCCGCCUCCAUCUACAUGACGCUCGGACGACUUAUCAUGGAGCUGGACGCGGAGCCUGCCUCACUGAUUCGGGUGCGGUGGCUGACCAAGAUAUUUGUCGUUGGAGACGUCAUUUCCUUUCUGCUGCAGUGCGGAGGGGGAGGAUAUAUGGCGGCGGGCACACUGGACGCCAUGGAGACGGGCGAGCACAUCGUCAUCGCCGGUCUAGCGAUCCAAUUACUCUGGUUCGGCUUCUUCAUCGUCGUCGCCUCGCUGUUCCACUGGCGCGUCGUCCGCGGGCCCAAGUACACCGUCUCCAAGGACCUCAAGUCCCAGUCCUCGGGGAUCUCCUGGCACACGCUCAUGGGGGCCCUCUACGCCGCCUGCGUGCUGAUCCUGAUCCGAUCCGUCUUCCGCGUGGUCGAGUUCGUCCAGGGCAACGCGGGCUUCAUCAUGAGCCACGAGUACCUCCUCUACGUCUUCGACGCGUUUUUGAUGGCGCUGACGGGGAUCGCGCUGGGGCUCGUCUUCCCGGGCUCGUUUAUCUCGCGACGGUCGCGAUGGGGGCGACGGAAUAUACCCGAGGAUGCUCUUGCUCUUGAUAGUCAGCUGUCCUAG